CACUUGACGACAUUCCGAAACCCCCAAUUUCGAACCCGACGUCGCCUAUUCAUUCAAACCACAUCCACGACUGCAUUCGAUCACCUGCUGCGAAUUCAUCCGCUCUUGCGCUUCUGCCUGUAGAGGACGCGUAAGGCCACUCGAUAAAGAAAUUAAUACAGCCAGCCCGCGCGAACGCACAAAGUAAUCAAUAACCCCCGACUUCGAACUGCCGACCCAUCGAUUUGUGGCACGCCCGCCAUGUCAUCGGGUCCCGCUGGGCUCGGGCAUGAGACGGCCCGGGGCCUCGACGCUCACGGCGGCGUCUCUGUCCGCUCGACACGUGGCCAUCACCACGCGCCGUCGCUAGAUGCCAUCGCUACCCAGAAUACCGAGAUUGAGGACUCGCGAUCGUCGUCAUCGACCAACUCGCCCGUGCCCAACGAGAAUGAGGAAUCCGACUUUUUCCUCGGCGCCAACGAUUCCCAGUCGUCCCUCGGCGUUCCCAACCUACAAGAUAUGCAAGUGACGGACGAUUACGAUUGUCUGGCGGCGGUUAACAAGCUUCCCAAUGAGAUCCUCAUCAGCAUCUUCUCGCGCCUCUCGUCGACGGCUGACCUGCGCAACUGCAUGUUGACAUGUAAGCGCUGGGCCCGCAACACGGUUGAUCAACUAUGGCAUCGGCCAUCUUGCACCAGCUGGGACAAGCACGCCAUGAUCUGCCGAACCCUCACCAUCGAAUACCCAUACUUUUCCUACAAGCACUUUGUCAAGCGGCUGAAUCUUGCCCAGCUCGCUGAGAAAGUUAACGAUGGAAGUGUCAUGCCUCUGGCUGUCUGUAACAGGGUCGAGCGCCUGACGCUGCCCAACUGCAAGGGUCUGACCGAUUCCGGAUUGACCGCCCUUGUCACAAACAACGACCACUUGCUGGCGCUUGACAUGUCGGGAGUUGAGCAGGCCACGGAUGCCUCUGUCCUUGCCAUCGCAGAGCACUGCAAGAGGCUUCAGGGCCUCAACGUCUCCGGAUGUACCCGUAUUUCUAGUGAGGCGAUGGCAGUUCUUGCCCAGAGUUGUCGAUACAUUAAAAGGUUAAAACUCAACGAGUGUAGGCAACUCGGUGACGAAGCUGUCUUGGCAUUUGCCGAGAAUUGUCCCAACCUACUCGAAAUUGAUCUCCUGCAAUGUAGACUGGUGGGAAAUGCUUCCAUCACUGCUUUGCUUUCCAAAGGACAGUCGUUGCGGGAACUUCGACUUGUCUUUUGCGAACUCAUUGACGAUGGCGCUUUCCUUUCUCUGCCACGAAACCGGACCUACGAGCACUUGAGGAUCCUUGAUCUCACCUCGUGCAUACAACUGACAGACCGCGCCGUUGAGAGGAUUAUCGAGGUGGCUCCGCGCCUUCGCAACCUAGUCCUCUCGAAAUGUAGAGCUAUCACGGACACGGCCGUUUACGCCAUCUCCAAACUGGGCAAGAACCUGCACUAUGUACAUUUGGGCCACUGCCAGAACAUCACAGACGAGGCUGUCAAGCGGUUGGUGCAUUGCUGCACCCGUAUCCGCUAUAUCGACCUCGGCUGUUGUAUUCACCUGACGGACGAAUCCGUCACAAAGCUGGCCACUCUUCCCAAGUUAAAGCGUAUUGGCUUGGUUAAGUGUUCUGGGAUCACGGAUGAGAGCAUUUUGGCACUUGCUAAGGCCAACCAGAAGCAUCGUCAGCGCCGAGACCACCAAGGAAACCCAAUUCACGGUUCUUUCCACAGCCAGAGCAGCCUUGAACGUGUGCAUCUAAGUUACUGCACCAACUUGACCUUGAGGGGAAUAAUCAAACUACUUCAGGCAUGCCCCAAAUUGACACAUCUCAGCUUGACAGGCGUUCAAGCAUUCCUGAGAGACGACUUAGCUCAAUUUUGCCGUGAUGCACCUCAAGAGUUUACCGAAAACCAGCGCAACGUCUUCUGCGUCUUUUCGGGCCAGGGUGUUGUCAGCCUUCGUCGAUACCUGAAUACCAACUUGUUUGAUGACUUCCACGACAGGCCUGCACGGCGUCAUUCGGUCCCAGGUGGCGGUGUGCACACUCACCCGCCAGGUCAAGUCGCAGAUCUUCACGCAACCUUGGACGCCUCUUUUGAUGACCAAGAGCCCGAUACUGUAGAGGACGACGCAGCAUACGACGCAGACAUGACAAUGGACGGCGCAAUCCCACCACCACCACCUCCCCCGCCACCCGCGCCCGGCGCACCCAAUACCCAUUAUCAAAGCGUGUUUCCCGGAUACCCAGCACCCGAUGCAACCGUCACUCUCGAAGGUGGACUUGCCGGCCCAUCGCAUGCAAUUCAACAAGAAGGAUCGAACGCUGGCGCAGGUGGAUUCAACGCCCCGAGGGCUGAUAUGUUCCCUGGUGGUUCGAACCAAUCUCUGAAUCACGACAGGGCCAGAGGUGUGCCCUCUUUGCCGCAGGUUACCAUGAGGCAAGAUCAAGGCUUUCCAAGUGGUAGCGGGUUGGAGGCCGGCUUGGCGGGUCCUAUGCCGUCUGCAAGUAUGGGCUCAAGACACAAUGUUGGCGAGGACAUCAGUCCUGUGUCUUCCAACGGCAAUACACCUGAGCCGCCUGCAUAACCAUAAUUGGUCUUGGGGAGGCUUGAAUAAAUAUUGGGCAAGAAGUGCCUCUGGAGUGAUUGUAUGAGGCGGAAGAAGAUGGGCAAAAGGUCAAGAUCGGCAACAAGACCGGCCAUCUGGGUUUAAAGUCAUCGUAGCUUUCUCUGGCUUUUACUUCCCCAUCUUUCAGUCUGCGUUAUCCAUUUGAUUGCUUGAGGAAGUUUUUUGUUUGUGUUUUACUCUUCCAAGUUUCUAGACUGUUCACGGCCGGAUCGUUCCAGGGAAACCCGAAAGACAUAUUUAACCAAACUGAAAUGAAAGGGGUGUGACAUUGCGAGUCAGGCGUGCGAUGACUUUGGAAGCUUUCUUAUUCUAUUUUUGUUUUCCUAUGCCAAGUCAGUGGUUUGACGGUGCAAACCAAAGAAAACCUUGGUCUUUCGUCAGCGAGCGGAGAUGACAGUCGUCAGCUUAUAUGGAUUAUUUGUUUGGUAUAGCCUUGGGAGCUUGGCGCGCGGCCUGGAGAAGACGACGGUGGUAUAUUACUGCAUGCAGACGAGGAAUAUGGGCUUUGCUCUUUUUUCUUCUCUUUUCUUUUUCCUUUUUCUUCUUCUGAGGCAGUGUGAGCAUGCAUCCUGAGUGUCUUCGGAUGUGGAGUCCAAGCGAAGUAUUGCUCAUUUAUCUGUUGGUUGUAUUGAGUUGUGCUCUUUCAUCCAUGGGGACCGAUUAUUUGGGCUGGGAGUUUCGCUGAUUAUUCAUUUUUUUUUUUUUUACUGUUGUCCCAGUUAAAGGGUUCUUGUCAUAACUUGACCGCUGCGGGGCGUGUGACAUGACAUACAAAGAGAACAUGGGAUGGGGGAAGGAUUCAGGGAUUUGGGUCGAGGCAAAGAGACAAGAGAAAAGAGAGCGGGCUGUGAACAGUACCGGCUUCCCAGUUAUGAAGAAGAUACUGUGAGUGAUAGAACGAGAAAGAAUAAGGAAAUUUAUGUCUUGCUAUCCUUUUGCUUCUAUUUGCCAAUGCGUCAUUCUUUCCACGUCCUGGGUUGGUUGACAG
Molecule: messenger RNA, 3625 nt
Organism: Pyricularia oryzae 70-15
Lineage: Eukaryota; Fungi; Ascomycota; Sordariomycetes; Magnaporthales; Pyriculariaceae
Product: SCF E3 ubiquitin ligase complex F-box protein grrA
Exons: 4
Coding region: 241-2595 (784 amino acids)
Molecular function (GO): protein binding
Source: RefSeq, a predicted model, not a curated record